UUCUAGUAAUAAGCGUUGACAGUGUUCUCAAAAAGCGAGUGGGUCCCAUGCAUGGCUCUGUCAUUUCGGGUCAACAUUCUUAAUCUUUAGUGAUGCACACAUUCGGUCAGCACAGAGCCUUGUAAUAAUCCUGGUGCAUCAUUCUGCUUUGCUUUACGAUUCGUCAUUUGCAGCCGCUGCCUUCAACACGCGGUGCUCUAAAUAGAGCACGGGUGUUCGUUCAGAUAUGACUAUGUCAGCGUAUCGCUGAAACAUUCAUGUUUAACCAGUCUUCACUCUUGCUUAGCGAAGUGGGCUGCGCACAAAAGCGAACUGAAGAGGCAAACCGGGGCGUCUCAGUGACCACGGCCAAACGGGUCGACGGCUGCAAGAGUGCGGAGCAGCCGUCACGACAACAAUGAGUGAAAAGCCUGCGCCGACGAAGGGUAGAGCAAAGCCCAAGCAGCAAGGGAGUGUCAAGUGCGAUUCUGCUUCAGAAGGGAAAAAAGCGGGCCUUCAUAGAACUACAAAACAUUCUAAAGGGAAUCAAGUUGCUGGCUGCAGUAAAGUGCAACCUGAUGUAUUGAGACCUGACGCACACAGUGAAGCCUCCGAAGUGACAGCGGUGUCUUCAAAGGAGCCAGAAGCUGAGGCUGAAGGCAAGGAAAGUCAGUCCUGGAUUGGAGGACUGUUUUCUUCCGACAACCUCUGUGAAGCGUCUUCCACAGUUCCUGCUUCUGAUGUUAUGGCACCAGCAGCUGAGGAGCUGAAGGAUAAACCUGAUGGUCAUGGAGAAGGGGGUGAUAUCGUGUCAGACAUUGGAACAGAUGCAGGUUCACUGACGUCAUUCACGUCGCCAAGCUAUGUGGAGAACCUUCCGGACGAUGUUCUACUCUUGGUUCUCGGCUGGCUUGACAUCAGGACACGCGUCAUCAUUGAAAGAGUGUGCCAUCGAUGGAAAGCACUUGCCGAGCGCCUCUGGAGGGGCCAAUGCAGGCUUUCCUUCACGGGGGUCUUCUCAAUCAGCCAAGGAAAGCCCUUGACCAUUACCAUCCUGCGAGCUCUUCUAAGCCGCUGUGGUGAAUCCUUACGCUGGUUGGACUUGGCCACAGCAUCGCAUAUGCUCGACCACAAGGCAGUUAAGGCCAUUGGAACACGCUGUCCCAACCUGGAAUACUUGGAUGCUUCCGGAGUGCAGCUUACCAACACAUCCGUCAUGCAGCUAGCCAACAGAUGUCCAAAGCUCAAGUCUGUCCUCUUGAAAGAUUGCUGUGAUGUUAGAGAGAAGAGCCUCCGGCGACUUCUUCGGCGCUGCAGGCGUCUGGAGCACAUUGACCUGACCGAGAUGUACGAGUUCACCGGAGAGUGCUUCAACAUAGAUGGACUUCGUCUGCGUCACUUGAUUCUCCGCGGCUGCACGGGACUGACAUCGAGGGGCAUGUCGAGGAUUGCCACCAAGUGCACCUCCUUGACGGAGCUCCAGCUUUUGGAUUGCUUCAAGAUCUCGGACCACGACCUGUCCCUCAUCUGCCAGAACCUGAAGUCAUUGAAGAACCUGGGACUGUCAAGGUCACUAUGUAAUGCUACCAGCAGUGGUAUUGGCGCAAUCGGCAACUUGCGUCUUUUGGAGCACCUCGACUUGAGCAGCAACCGAACUGUCGACGAUGCGUCCAUGGGCCCCAUUGCUACUGGGUGCAAGAAGCUCAGGUUCCUGGACCUCACAAACUGUGAAAGGGGCAUCACAGAUGCAGCAAUGAGUCACAUAGCAAAGUGCUCUGAAUUGAGGGAGCUGAAGAUCAGCUACGUAGAAAAGAUCACAGAUGCUGGAAUGUGCAAUCUCGCGUGCCAUGGUCGCCUGCACUCAGUGGAAGUCCGUGCCUGCGCACUACUGAGUGAUGCAGGAGUGCUGGCCAUAGUCGAGCUGUGCCAGGACCUAAGGCUGCUUGACCUCAGCGGCUGCGAGCACGUGUCGAGUGCAGCCAUGGAAUCCUGUGCAGCCAUCGUUGCUGAGCGCCCACAUGUCUUGACCGUGAUUGUUGGGGGAACAUCCGUCGAGCUAGGCCAACUUUCCACCGACAGUAAGGGGAAGUUGAAAAUCGAUUACAGUGACUACUGUGUGGAGAGCUAUUUGCCUGGCGAUAUGGAUUUCGACUAUGACGACUACUGGGAUCAGGACCUGUAUGACUAUGAAGCAGCUGGGUACGAGUACUGGGACUCAAGUGACUAUGAUGAUGACGAUGAACUGAUGGUCGGGGACAUGCUGAGGCCUGGUGCCAUAUUUAUCGACAUGAAUAACAUGUGGGAUGGUGUUGACGUUGACGAUGACUUGUUAGACAAUGAAGGCCCACUCGACGACCCACUGGACGAACCACCCGAGGACUUGUUAGACAAUAACCUCCCAAUCGACGAAUCACCCGAGGACAUGUUAGACAAUGACCUCCCACUCGACGAACCACCCGAGGACUUGUUAGACAAUGACCUCCCACUCGAAGAACCACCCGAGGAGUCGUUAGACAAUGACCUCCCACUCGAAGAACCACCCGAGGACUCGUUAGACAAUGAAUUCCCACUCGACGAGUCACCCGAGGACUUGUUAGACGAUGGCUUCUCACUUGACGAACCACCUGAUGACCCGCUCGAUGACUGGUAUGGCCCAGCCGAAGAGGAAUUUUGGUGUGGUGAAUGAAGCAGGGCCACAUGCACACAGCAGUUAUUGCAAGGAGGAUGAAGUUUGUCACUCAGAUGGACUAAUGCAGCGACUGACCCACCUCCACUGUUCACAUUCUGGCGAUUUUGCGCACCACCUGUGUCUCGGUACAUCCACCCGAUUGUUUAGGGAAUCUUGUUUUGCCCAUACGCAGUCUGCUGAAACCGCAAAGCUGUGCUCGCUCACAGAUCUUUACAGACAUACUCAUUUGUAUUGUUGGUUUAAUGUACAUGAGUCAUGCUGCCAGGUGCAUGUCAUCUUGCAUUAAUUUUUUCUUUGUUCUUUUGUGUUAUUACUAAUCAGUUUUCUUUACAAAACUUUGGGCCAAGCUCAUGAUGCAAGGUGUUUGUUAAAAAUUGGGGAAGUAUGUCAAGAACAAUGAACUGUCCAGUAAAAAAGAUUUAAGCAUUAUGUAAGUUGGGCAAUACCUCUACUACAAUUUGCUGUUAGUGGAUAAACCAUGCACAAAUUUGUUUUUGUAGGGGAAAGGGUUAGAAAACUGAUGUGUUGAACAAUUCCUAGGCUUUUAAAGCUAUGCUGCCCUUUUGCAAUACUCAGAUUUUUGUAUGCUGUCAUCAAAAGAUUUUGUUGCAGCAAACUGUAUCUCUUAGCUUUCCCCGUCUGAACGAAGUUUUCAUCAGUUGCAUCAAGCACAUACACUGAUGAUUUGCCUUUUUUGUCUGCAGUACAACUUGCCUAAUGCUUCCUUGGCUUAGGGUGUACAUGCCUUUAUUUUUUUUCUUUUCUUGCGUUCAGUGUUGAUGACUAGUCACAUCUGUCUUGGAGUUUGACAUGAUUGUGUAUUCCAUAGCUGAAGCAAUUUACGAGAAACGUAUAUUUAUUUUUAUGCUUAGCAGCAGGUACAAAAUGAACUUUAGAUCUGAGAUUGGCCUCGAAAACCACAAAUUAACAGCCCUGGUUACUGAAAAAUAAGCACGAUCCAAGCCAUGUUUCGAUCUACUAGCAGUAGCAUGUGUGACAUGGAUGUAAAGAUGGCAUACAUAAACAAAUGAAAUUCUAAAAUUUGAUUCUUACUGCAGCAUUAGCAAUGAGUUGCAAGUGGUGGCUCCUUUGUGGACAUGUCAUUUCACCUUGUGAUAGACCGCUCAAUUGAGAACCACUCUGCAAUAGUAUAAAGCCACAGACUUAUGUACAUGACAUCCUAGUUUUCCUUGUUGUUUACUGAUGUUUGACAAUAAAUUAUGUGAAGCAAAAUAAAAAAUCGGCAUCUUGUCUUGUCUGUUUGCA
This is a messenger RNA of Dermacentor albipictus, 3934 nucleotides long. Its product is annotated as putative RNA-binding protein EEED8.10. Lineage: Eukaryota; Metazoa; Arthropoda; Arachnida; Ixodida; Ixodidae. Gene Ontology annotation, molecular function: protein binding. Gene Ontology annotation, cellular component: SCF ubiquitin ligase complex. The record is from RefSeq and is a predicted model, not a curated record. Gene Ontology annotation, biological process: SCF-dependent proteasomal ubiquitin-dependent protein catabolic process.